AUGAAAGCCUUUCAGUUUGAAACCGUCGCCGCAGGGCUUGAACUCCGAGACGUGCCGGUCCCUGAGCCGGGCUACGAGCAGGUUCUGAUUGCGGUUAAGGCUGCAGGCCUCUGCCACUCUGACAUCCACGUCUUGAAUGGCGGCGGAGAAGCUUGGAUGCGGGCGCAGUCGCUCACGCUUGGCCAUGAAGUCGCGGGCACCGUUGUCAAACUUGGGCCCGGCGCAUCCGAAUUCCCCUUCAAGACAGGGGAUCGUGUGACGGUUGCUCUCUUGGGCCAACCUGUCAUAGACCGGGACUUUCAAGAGGCCAUUGGGGUUGGAUACGAUGGAGGCUAUGCCGAAUUUGCCGUCGCCUACUGCAAACAACUUGUCAAAAUCCCUGCCGGAGUGAGCUUCGCACAGGCUGCAGUUGCCACUGACUCGGUCGCUACCGCAUACCACGCCAUCAUGUGCGAAGCCAGAGUCGCCAAAUCGACUCGAGUAGCUGUCAUUGGCCUGGGAGGCCUCGGCCUUAACGGCGUUGCUAUUGCAGCGAUCCAAGGGGCUGAGGUCUAUGGCGUCGAUAUCAACACCACCAAGUUCGACCAGGCUCUGAAAGCUGGUGCAAUCAAGUGCGCAUCCAGCCUGGAUCAAUUUUCGAACAUAGUUUUUGAUGUCAUUUUUGACUUUGCUGGAAUGCAGUCGACAAUUGCUGCAGCUGUAUCUACGGUCAAGCUUGGAGGGUGUGUCGUUCUGGUGGGCUUAGGCUCGCCCACUAUACAGCUUGAGACAACCUCGAUCGUUACUAGGAAUAUUCAGCUGAGAGGGUCGGUGAGUGCAAGCAUAGAUGACCUUCACAAGGUCUUGGCUUUGAUUGCUGCGGGCUCUCUCUCGCCGACGGUGCAGGAAAUUCCCUUCCUCGAUGUUCCGAAGGGGCUCGAGAUGCUUCACAAAAAAGAUGUGAACGGGCGACUCUUCACCAUACCCAUUAGAUAG
Ilyonectria robusta is the source of this 975-nucleotide messenger RNA. RefSeq names its product chaperonin 10-like protein. The coding region runs from base 1 to 975 and encodes 324 amino acids. The transcript is spliced from 2 exons. The record is from RefSeq and is a predicted model, not a curated record. Gene Ontology annotation, molecular function: zinc ion binding; oxidoreductase activity. NCBI's taxonomy places the organism in Eukaryota, Fungi, Ascomycota, Sordariomycetes, Hypocreales, Nectriaceae.